Debaryomyces fabryi is the source of this 576-nucleotide messenger RNA. It is a transcript of the gene RPL82, whose product is annotated as 60S ribosomal protein eL8. Gene Ontology annotation, cellular component: ribonucleoprotein complex. The record is from RefSeq and is a predicted model, not a curated record. Gene Ontology annotation, biological process: ribosome biogenesis. NCBI's taxonomy places the organism in Eukaryota, Fungi, Ascomycota, Pichiomycetes, Serinales, Debaryomycetaceae. The transcript has a single exon. The annotation marks the transcript as partial.
GUUCCACCUGCAAUUGCUCAAUUCCAAAACACUUUGGAUAAGAACACUGCAGCCCAAACUUUCAAGUUAUUUAACAAGUACAGACCAGAAACCGCCUCCGAAAAGAAGGAAAGAUUGACCAAGGAAGCCGCAGCUGUUGCUGAAGGUAAGUCUGCUAAAGACGCCUCUCCAAAGCCAGUUGUCGUCAAGUACGGUUUGAACCACGUUGUUUCCUUGAUUGAAAACAAGAAGGCCAAACUCGUCUUGAUUGCUAACGACGUCGACCCAAUUGAAUUGGUCAUCUUCUUACCUGCUUUAUGUAGAAAGAUGGGUGUCCCAUACGCCAUUGUCAAGGGUAAGGCCAGAUUAGGUACUUUAGUCCACAAAAAGACCUCUUCUGUUGCUGCUUUGACCGAAGUCACUUCUGCUGACGAAUCUGAAUUAGCCAAGUUAGUUUCUACUAUCAACGCUAACUUCAUCGAAAAGUACGAAGACUCCAAGAGACACUGGGGUGGUGGUAUCAUGGGUUCCAAGGCCAACGACAAGAUCGCUAAAAAAGCCAAGGCUUUAGAAGUUGAUCCUACAGUUCGUGCUUAA